Messenger RNA from Megalopta genalis, 6176 nucleotides. RefSeq names its product Ubr1 ubiquitin ligase (gene Ubr1). Gene Ontology annotation, biological process: protein ubiquitination; ubiquitin-dependent protein catabolic process via the N-end rule pathway. The record is from RefSeq and is a predicted model, not a curated record. Gene Ontology annotation, molecular function: ubiquitin protein ligase activity; zinc ion binding. NCBI's taxonomy places the organism in Eukaryota, Metazoa, Arthropoda, Insecta, Hymenoptera, Halictidae. Gene Ontology annotation, cellular component: cytoplasm; ubiquitin ligase complex.
CAUAUGGUUUUAGACUCUAAACUUCAUAAGCCAUUUUGUGCAUUGUUGAAGCAGCUGUGCAAAAAUAUUACUUAUCAUUUCGUUCCUGAAAUUUCAAAACUUGGCUGAUUGCUGUUUUCGGAUAUACGCAUCUCUGAUGCACACCUGCGAUCAUCGAAGGAAACCUCGAUUUUAUCAUUGUUACAUACGUAAUCAAGAAUCACCCACAAAUUUUGUGAAACAAAGAACUUUUCAAUAUCUUUUAUUAACCUUGGCCUGGUCGUCAUAAUAAUUAUGAUCGAGAAAGAAUCAAGGAAAUAUGCGUGAAAUAAAAGACACCGUAUAAAAGCGUACACUCAAAGCGAACUGAAGGCUUUUGUGCAGUAAAAUUCUACCGAUGGUUCUGGCAUACCUUACAUUUACGCAUUAGAUUAAACAACAAUGUAAGAAGUAUAGCGAUUUGCAUUUGCCUUCCGUUGGUCCGUUAAAUUGAAAACUGUGUUGAACCUGUGUAUUAUUGUGUGCACAUUAUUUUGAAAAAUUAAACUUACCAUCAUGGUUAAUGAACCACCGACUUAUAGCCAACCAUGUGUUAGCACAUGGAUGGAGAAAAUGAGUAAAGGAAUACUGUCAGGUACUCACUUUAAAGAACACUGGAGGAACUGGGUUCCAAAAAUCUAUAGCCCGAAACCAAACAGCGAUUGUUUGGAUUGGAGUUUUGACGAAGAAACAGCACAGAAAGUAUUAUACUAUACGCUAGAAGAAUUCAUUUGCAAUGGAGACCCACAAAUUGCUUUGAAGCAGCUAAGUCAAACAGAUAACAAUAUAUGCGGUAAAGUAUUCAAGAUGGGAGAGCCUACAUACAGUUGUAGAGAAUGCUGUAUGGAUCUGACUUGUGUUUUGUGCGUGGAUUGUUUCAAACAAUCGGCUCAUCGUAAUCAUAAAUACAAAAUGGGCACAUCGAGUGGCGGAGGAUGUUGUGACUGUGGCGACACAGAAGCUUGGAAGAGCGAACCAUUUUGUAAUAUACAUUUAGCUGGAAAUCAAGCUAAAGAAUCUUGUGGAAACAAAUUGCCCGGCGAUGUUGCAGAAAGAGCGGUUGUAACUUUCGAAGCGGUUCUGAGAUACUGCUAUGAAAUGUUAUCAUUAGAGCACACAAGCGUACCUCCUGAAUUACAAAUCAAAGAGAAUGAAGAAGAUCCUUUGUCGCUUUCAUCUUCUUUGGAUUCUUAUUGUACAGUUCUAUUUAAUAAUGAAACACAUACAUUUGAUCAGGUAAUCACUACACUUCAACGUGUUAUGAAAUGCCCACAAAAAGAUGCGGUAGAAUUUGUAACAAAUGUCGAUAGAGAAGGUAGAGCUGUUGUGAAGUGUUCUAGGUUUAAAGUUUGUGAGGAUUUAAAGUUUGAUAUUGAAAAAUUUACUCAAAGGCAUAGCAGCAGAGCAUUAAAAGUUCUUGUAGUUCAUGCUCACGUAAUUGCUCAUCAAACAUUUGCUAUGAAACUUUUAAAUUGGUUGCAACAAUUUAUAAGUCUCUGUGAAGGUUUCAGAGUGCUUUUUAGUAAUGUUGCACUAAAUACAAAAUUACCAGAUAUUUCUGUUGUAGAAGGUAUGCUUAUGAGAGAUUCAGAGCUGUGGAAAUCUGCUAGAACAGCCUGGCACAGAUUAUUUAUGUCUGGAAUGCUUAUGCAGUACGAAAGCAAGAAAGCUUUAGCAAUUGUCUUCACUAAUAAUUAUGGAUGCGUUAUGCAGGAUUUCAUCAGAGAUGAUCAUGAUCAUCCAUUUUCUAUUGUUUCGCUUUCAGUGCAAUUAUUUACUGUUCCAACGCUGGCGCAUUACCUUAUUGCACAUCAUAAUGUGUUAUUUAUCUUGUUGAAUACAUUUAUUUCUGAAAGCUCCCGAAAAUGUAACGAAGCAGGAAAGUUGGAAUUUGAAAGAGAUCCUCCGCAUUCUUCGUUCAGAAGAGCUCAACAAAUCCUUCAUGAUUUACGAUACUUACUAAGUACUAAACCAACUGUUUGGACAUACGAAUUGAGGGAAGGAUUCUUACAAGGACUUUCGCUCUUACUGACUUUACUUUGUAGUAUGCAAUGCAUGGAUGCAGUGGUCAGGCAAGUUGGUCAACACGUGGAAUAUGAACCAGAGUGGGAAUCUGCUUUUAAUUUACAUGUCAGACUAUCUCCAGUUAUGACACUUGCUCUACAAUGGUGUGGUUCAGAUCGAUUUGUCCUAAUAAAAGCUUUCAGAAUGGUUUUGAGAAGAUUAAGCAAACAAGCCGGGCUUGAGUAUCGUCCAACGCAAGUGAGAGAAUUAGCAGAUCACAGUGCGACUUGUAUUCAAUAUGAUGUCUCAUCUGAACCGGUGUCUAUACACCUUCCUCUAUCCAGAUUUUUAGCUGGUCUUUUCCUGUACCUCGAACAGCAUAAUCUACACUUUCAAUGCGAUGAUUUUAUUAAUCAAGCAAAACCAACACCGGAAGAAAUUAUUGAACCUGUGUUGGCUGCUCAAGUAAUGAUUUCGCAGGCACAUGCUGGUAUGUGGAGAAGAAAUGGAUAUUCUUUAGUAAAUCAAUUGUACUUCUAUCACAAUGUAAAAUGUCGCUCAGAAAUGUUAGACACAGACAUUAUUUUACUUCAAGCUGGAGCAUCAUUGAUAGAGAGCAAUGAGUUUUUAAUUCACGUUCUAAACAAAUAUGAUCUAUUGUAUUGGGCAAAUCCAGAUUUUAGCCAUGCCACAUUAGAUCAAGAUGAAUUAAGUUUAAUCGAAGAAUUUCUGGGACUUCUCAUAACAAUAAUUGGAGAAAGAUAUGUACCCGGAGUUGGACAAGUCACCGCUGAUGAUCGCUUGAAGAAAGAUAUAAUACAACAAUUGUGUAUUAAACCACUUUCUCAUUCAGAGCUUAGUAAGGCAUUGCCAGAUGAUCCAAACGUAGAAAUGGGAAUGGAACAAGUAAUCCAUGAAGUUGCAGAUUUCAAAAAACCUUCUCAAGCAUCGGGAGGAAAAGGAGUAUAUCAGUUGAAACCAGAAUUUUACUCGGAAUAUAAUAUUUUUUUCUACCAUUAUACAAAGGAAGAAUUAAGCAAAUCUGAAGAAGUACAGCGAAAACGAAGGAAAGCUCUUGGAGAAUUAGAAUGUUGUCCACCUCCGAAGCUUCCUAGAUUGACAGAACUGUUUAGUUUAGUAACUAAUUUACUGCAAUGCGACGUUAUGUUACAUAUUAUGAAAACUGUACUGGAUAGAACACUUAAUUGUGAACUGUUCUUUUUCUCAGAGCCGCUAGUGCAAAAAGUUUUACAUCUUAUUGGUUAUGCUCUUCAAGAACAAGAGUCGGGUUACUAUCCUUUUCUCACAUUUACUGCCAGGGCUGCGAAAUGGAAUAUCUUUAAAUUAUUAGAAGAUCUCUACAUCAGCCCGAGCAUAGAAACACACAAAGAUUUAUUGAUGUGGGUCUUAUUAAAAUACAGAGAAGUCGCUGGUAAUACUGUAGAGGAUAGUAAUACACCGAUCGUAGUUCAAACAGGACCUACGAGCUAUGCUAAAAGUAAUACAAAUGACAAAGAAUGGAGAACAAAAAUGGCAGCUCAGAAACGUGCAAAAAUAAUGGCACAGAUGGCUGCUAUGCAGAAACAUUUUAUGAAGAAAAACGCUGAGUUGUUCGAGGAAGCUGAUAUAGAUGCUAAUAAGUCUAAUGAUCGAGGUUCGACUAUAGACCUGAAUGAAUGUUUCCAAAAAACACCUAUCGCUGUUGGUAUAGAACAAACAGCAAGAAUGUGCGAAGAGAAAACUUACACUUGCAUCUUAUGCCAGGAAAAUCAAACCGUAACCGCAUCUGGUCCAGCAAUGGUACUGGCUGCGUGUGUACAACAGUCUACAGUGUUAUGUCAAUACAGAGGCACAUCACCUAACGAACCUAAUCCAUUGUACCUUUCCUCAAAAUUAGGUGCAUCACCACAUACUGGCACGUGUGGUCACGUAAUGCAUGUAAAUUGUUGGCAGAAGUACUUUAACAAUGUUCUUGCUAAAGAGAAUAGAAGACCGUUCCGUUUACGGCAGCCUGCAAGCUUCGAUGUGGAGAAACAUGAAUAUCUUUGUCCACUUUGCGAGUGUCUUAGUAAUACUGUUUUACCACUCCUACCACCGUUGGGAAUAUUACAACCGACACCUCAAAAUCAGCCGCAGCUUGACUUUAGCACAUGGGUGGACGGUGAAUUGUACACUGAAUCUCAAGAUAAUCAGACUAUGGAAGAAGAUAGUUCUUUGGAGCAAGGAUCAAAUCUUAGUUCUGUAAAUCCUUCUAAUAUGCUUGGUGAUCCGGUAGUCGGAACUUUAACAUCAACUUAUGGUCAUCCUGGACCAAUUAUUUCUGAAAAUCUGGUAUCGAUGAUACAUCUUUUCGCACAGGCAACAUACACAGUAGGUUGUGGAACAGAACCGCGUGAAAAUGAUCCCACAGUCCCGUUAUCAGUAUGGAAAUCAACAGCAUACACAAUUCAUGCCAUAGAAUUUAUCCUACGCGACAUGGAUAAACCAUUAUUGGGUGCUUUAUCAUCUAGACAAAGGGAUAGUUUGGAAGGUCUUGCUAGAAUUUCGGCUAUUCUAGGAUCCGCGUGUACAACUAACAGCGGUACAAACUUGACAUGGGCAAACAAAGAUAAUAUUAGGAAUCAUGCUAUUUCCUAUUUAACGUUAUUAAUCAAGAAUCCACACGAUUCAGCAAGCAUUUUAGAUUGGGAUUCAUUUGGAAUACUCGUUCCUUUAAUCAAUUCAGUACCAACGCUUUUCAAUCAAAAUGAUACACCGCCACAAAUCAUUACAGGCGGAAUGUGUGACUUCUACGCGUUGCAACUUGUAUUCCUGUCUCUUAUAGUAAAAAUAUUAUUAACAUCAGACUUCAAUGAAGGAAUGGACACAGAGGGACAAGAAAUGACUGAGAGAUCUGCAGAAUCCAUACUCCUGCUGGUUCAAGCUUUAAACGUUAAUAUCGACACGCAGACAGUAUCUGAAAUAUGGCGAAGAGUCAAGGAAGCUUGUAUGCCUUUCCUUAGAUGUUGCGCUCUCUAUUUUCAUUAUGUGACCGAUGUUCCGGCUCCGGAGGAAUUAACUAAAGUAGAAGGAGCCACGUACGAAAACAUCUGUGCGUAUUUGGGUCUACCGACGACAUGUGAUGAAUUAGUGAAGCCAAAUUUAGAUGUAAUUAUGAAAUUGAUAAAUGUUUGGAAAAGUCAUCCCAUUGUUCAGAUGCAUUUGGCUGGUGCUAGUGCAAUCAUAGUAUAUAAAGAACCUUUGAAAGUUAACAAAUUGGUCGAGCUUCCAGAAGAUUAUAGUGAAUUGAUAAAUAUGACAUCGUCAUUCACAUGUUCCAACAGCGAACAAGAGCACUUGAAGAAUCCAACGAUGUGCCUGGUUUGUGGAGAAAUGUUAUGUUCUCAAAGUUACUGUUGCCAAAACGAACUGAACAAGAUGACGGUCGGUGCGUGUACAUAUCACACGAGUACGUGUGGUGCGGGAGUCGGAAUAUUUUUGCGGAUACGAAAAUGUGAAAUACUUUUCCUGAGAAGUCCGAUACGAGGAUCAUUCGCCUGUCCACCAUAUUUCGACGAGUACGGAGAAACGGAUCAAGGUCUACGAAGGGGAAAUCCACUUCGGCUGUGUCAUGAAAAGUACAGGCAGUUGAAUCAGUUGUGGCUGGGACAUGGACUAUACGAUUCCAUAUCAAGGGCUAUUGAAUCUUCAAAUAGUCUUAUGUUAAUACGAUGGCAGCGUCUAUAACCAUCUUAGGAUUUCCCUAUACAAUCUAGCCUGGACAUUUAGUUAAAAAUACUAAAUCUAUACUUAGCAUAAGCUAUUAUAGCGGCUAACACAUUAUGACUUUUAAUUAAACUGUUUGAUGAUCACGAUACAAAUUUGAUAAAAUUAUUUAUUUUAAGAAUACAGUGCGGAUGACUUUGUAUAUUUAAAACAAUUGGAUGUUAUUCCACGUUGCAACGUCAUCUUAGAUUAUUUCAGAGUUUACGGAAUUUUCUACUAUUAUUAUUAUUGUGUAAAUUAAAUAUAAAUUUCUUUAUAAUUAUUGACAAAAUGUUAUGCAAACUUUGUUGCUUAUAGAAAUUAAUUUUUAAUAUCACUCAACUCAUUGUCACAUUGUUUAAAGAAUUUUAGGAUUGUAUGAUUAACUAAAUCAAGUUAUAUGAAUUAAA